Pseudomyrmex gracilis is the source of this 2299-nucleotide messenger RNA. RefSeq names its product protein phosphatase inhibitor 2-like. The transcript is spliced from 4 exons. Bases 246 to 794 code for a protein of 182 amino acids. Gene Ontology annotation, molecular function: protein phosphatase inhibitor activity. Lineage: Eukaryota; Metazoa; Arthropoda; Insecta; Hymenoptera; Formicidae. The record is from RefSeq and is a predicted model, not a curated record. Gene Ontology annotation, biological process: regulation of signal transduction.
UUAUGCAGAUGAGUUGUACGUUAGGGUGUGUUGUGUAUGUACAUACCGGAUGAUCGGACUGUCACAAGAGGCUGAUAGAGACCGCUUCUGAUGCUGAGGGGCGCGUGAAAAUGUUCAUCGAGUAACCGACACGUUCGCGAACAGUUUAUUCAAAGACAAGAGAAACGAAAUUUCGUUGAUAAAAAUGCAAUUGCAUCGUGAGUGACCGUCGUCGUGUGUAUGUGUGUGUAAUCCAGCAUUUUAUAAUGGCAGAGAAUUUGUCAAAACGGCCUUCCAAGGGAAUCCUAAAGACAUCCAGCAGUUUUGAUAAUCCAGAGGCGCCUAGACCUAGCAAAGAAACAACAUGGGACGAAAUGAAUAUCAUUGCAACCCUUCAUCCUGCCGACAAGGAUUACGGUCAUAUGAAAAUUGAAGAACCAAAAACCCCAUACAACUUUGAAGGCCUCCAAAAUGAACAUGAAUUUGAUCAGUUGGACGCAAGCACCAUUGCGGCAAAAUUAGCCGGAAGUAGUAAACCCAAAAUUUUCGAAGAAUCCAGUGAGGAAGAGGAGGAGGAGGAAACUCCUGAGGAAAGAGAAAGGAGAAGAGCUUUCGAGGCAAAGAGGAAAGGUCACUAUCGCGAGUGGCACGCCGUACAAAUGGCGAGACGACUUUUAGAGCAAGAGGAAUUGGAAGAAGACGAGGACGAAGAUAACGAGGGUAAAAACAAUGAGGAAAACUCAUCGGAGGAAGAGAGCAACUUUGACACUCGGUUCAAAUGCAUGCCGUCCUGUGAUAGAAAUGAAAACAAAUGAAAACCUCCGAUUGAUGUCUUCUCAGUUUUUAAAAUCGCUCACAAAGCGGUCACACACACAUACAUGUUAGCAGCACUGUUUUAUUUUUAUCAUUUAACAGUAUGAUAAAAAAAUUAUAUGUACGAUAGAUGAAAUACGUUUCAUUACACUUAGAUGCCCGAAGUAAAAUCUCACCGAUUUGAUUGUGUACAUAUAACAGCUUCAUUAGCUUCAUAUCCUCUGUAAAUAAAUGUUUAAAAGACGUCAGUGUUUAAGAGAUAAGAGCUGCUGUUGUUAGAAUUUUUUAAGAUCAAAACCGCCAAGUCUUAAUCUUGACGGGAGGACAAUUGCACAUAUGUAACACAGCCUAGUGCGCGCCCGGGCUUUUUUUUUUUUUCAUAGCUAUCACUAGAUCCAUAGCGAUUUGUACUGACACUCGCUCGUCCGUAGCCGGUUCGGUGUGAGAUUAGGGUUGAAAGUAACAGCAAACGUUACGUUCGCAGCUUAGAACUCACUCACGGAAAUAAAGCUUCAAAACUGUGUAAAACUUAUCGCUUUCGACACAUUUGUCUGUUUAGAUCUGCAUAGAUUCGCGAGAAGGUUCGCUCGUGGUUUUGUGUAUAGUCUUGUUACAGGCCUAUCAACGUUAUUUGUAAAUUUUUUUUUUGUUUUUGAAUAGCGUUGAUUCUCUUCUGUCGUAACGGAUAUUCUCACGUAAACUUGAUGGUCUUGCCAAAACAUUUGCGAGGUUGGAGAGGGAAAGGGGCUUUUGAUGAAGUGCAUCAAACUUUUUGACGAAAAACAAGGCUGAAUAAAUAAAAAAAGAAAAAGAAAAAAACGGUACAUAUAGCAAACAACAAUCGAGAGAUGCCAUAUGUAGUACUUAGAGUAAAAGCCAUGUAUAUUUAAAAGUAUUGAUACAUAUGUGUAACUUAUAUACAAGUCCUGUGAUUAGAAUAGGCGUAUGCUACGUGACGCAGUUUUGUUUCCUCUUGUAAUGUUCGAUUUUGCUUUCCAAGCUGUCUGUAUGGAAAAAAAUCGAGUUAUCGAUCAUGCAUUCUUUUUUUUUUUUUUCAUAUACUUUGUUAAUGGUAAAUGUUCAAACUAGUAGAGAAAAUCGGGACGCGAGGCGAGAUGAACCGCGCCUGUAGAGAUUGUACAGAUUCUCAGUCUAAACCUGUCCAAGUUUAUGAUAUUUCUCUUUUAUUAUUUUCGUCCAUAUUCAAUUUUUUACCAGUUAUCCUCGCUCCGUUGGAACUGCGUCGAUCGGUACGGAUUAAAUAAUCACAAUUGCAACGCACAAGUACAACGAACAUAUGCAGUACGUAAAUUUAAUCUUGCGUUCUUCCUUCCGGUUGUUUUUUUUUUUUUUAUCUUUCUCGUUUGAGAACGAAACGAAGAAAGGAAAUAAGAAAGUUCGAAGAGAAUCGAAACUCGGACAGGCUUAGUCGAUUAAGUUUAUAUAGUGUUGAAAGAUAAUAAAAGAAAAUAGAAUGUACAUUUCAAAACAAAAAAAAAAAAACAAA